AUGGCAUCAACCGGCUUGGACUAUUCAGGCAGUGCUGUUCCCGUCAAGGACGCCGAAAAGGCCACCGCCGAGAGGCCGUCGUCGGACAAUGCGUCGAUCCAGAGCAUCUCCCGCGAUCACACCCACCGGAAGCUCAAGUCGCGCCACAUUCAGCUGAUCGGCAUCGGAGGAACCAUCGGAACGGCUCUGUACGUCCAGAUCGGCAAGGGGCUCCUCAACGGCGGGCCGGCGAGCCUGUUCCUUGCAUUCACAUUAUGGUGCUCCGUCAUCCUGGCCGUGACGCUGUGCAUGGCCGAGAUGGUGACCUACCUGCCCAUCUCGUCGCCCUUCAUCCGCUUCGCCGGCCGCUACGUCGACGAGGCCUUUGGGUUCGCCGCCGGCUGGAACUUCUUCAUCUUCGAGGCCGCCAUGGUGCCCUUUGAGAUCACGGCCUGCAACGUCAUCAUCCACUACUGGAGCGACGUCGUGCCCGCCGGCGGCAUCAUCGCCAUCACCAUGGUCCUGUACGGCAUCAUCAACAUCCUGGCCGUGCAGUGGUACGGCGAGGUCGAGUUCUGGGCCGCCCUGGGCAAGGUGCUCCUCAUUGUCGGCCUACUCGUCUUCACCUUCAUCGUCAUGCUGGGCGGCAACCCGCUUCACGACCGAUUCGGCUUCCGUUUCUGGUAUGAACCGGGCGCCUUCGCCGAGCUGUACCACUCUGGCGACCUCGGCCGCUUCCUCGGCUUCCUGCAGUGCCUCAUCCAGGCCUCCUUCACCAUCGCCGGGCCCGACUACGUCUCCAUGGCCGCCGGCGAGGCCGAGAACCCGCGUGUCGUCAUGCCACGCGCCUUCAACGCCGUCUUCUACCGCCUGACGACGUUUUUUGUGCUCGGGUCACUGGCCGUCGGCAUCCUGGUGCCGCACAACGACGAGGAGAUGAAGACGGCCUUCAGCACGGGCGCCCCGGGCGCCGCCGCCAGCCCCUACGUGGUGGCCAUGAACCGCCUACAGAUCCGCGUGCUGCCGGACAUUGUCAACGCCAUGGUGCUGACGGCCGCGUUCUCGGCCGGCAACAGCUAUGUCUACUGCGCUUCGCGGUCCCUGUACGGGCUGGCGCUCGAGGGCAAGGCCCCGGCCUUGUUUACCCGCUGCAAUGGCAAGGGUGUGCCAAUCUACUGCGUGCUCACGGUACUCGCCAUUGCCCUGCUGGCCUUUCUGCAGGUCUCCAACAGUGCUGCCGUGGUGCUGCAGUGGUUUGUCAACCUGGUAACGGCCAGCCAGCUGAUCAACUUUAGCGUCAUGUGCCUGACCUACAUCCGCUUUCACGCCGCUCUCAAGACGCAGGGGAUCGCACGUGAGACGCUGCCCUACAGGGCUCGGCUGCAGCCGUACGCGGCCUGGUAUGGCCUGAUUGCGUGCUCCGUCAUGGCCUUUGUGGGCGGUUAUACCGUCUUCCUGCCGGGACACUGGGACGUGCCGAGUUUCCUCUCCUCGUAUUGCAUGAUCGGCAUUUGCCCUGUCCUCUACGUCGGAUGGAAAAUCGGCAAAAGGACCAAGAUGUACCGGGCCACCGAGGUCGACUUGGUCAAGAAUCUCGACGAGAUUGACGAGUACGAGCGCACCUAUGUGCCAACGCCGCCAAGCAACGCGUUCGACAGACUGUUGGACUAUGUCUUUGGAUAA
Messenger RNA from Canariomyces notabilis, 1662 nucleotides. RefSeq names its product putative carnitine transport protein. The record is from RefSeq and is a predicted model, not a curated record. Gene Ontology annotation, biological process: amino acid transmembrane transport. NCBI's taxonomy places the organism in Eukaryota, Fungi, Ascomycota, Sordariomycetes, Sordariales, Chaetomiaceae. The transcript is spliced from 5 exons. Gene Ontology annotation, cellular component: membrane. Gene Ontology annotation, molecular function: amino acid transmembrane transporter activity. Bases 1 to 1662 code for a protein of 553 amino acids.